GAGAGAGAGAGAGCAUGGAUCAUCGUUAUGUGUGGAUCCUCCUCCUGUCCGUCAUGCUAUCAUAUCAGCGUGUUUCCGCACAAGCUGAAGAGUGUAACACAGCCAUGCCUGCAGACAUCGUGUUCUUGGUGGACGAGUCAUGGUCAGUGGGUCCCUCCACCUUCAGACAGAUUAAAGAGUUUAUGGCCGAAAUGAUCCGGUCCUUCCAGAACACUGUGAUGGGGAUGGAUGGAGUACGCUUUGGCGUCACUGUCUACGGAGACACUCCCAGGAUGCGGAUUGCUCUGACAGACUACUCUACCCUGGAGGAGGUGCUGAGUGCUGUGGACGGCCUCCCAUACGAGGGCGGAGCCAGCCGCACGGGCCUCGCGCUUGACUUCCUCGUGGACUCCGUCUUCAGCCCGGCCAUCGUCCGGGACAACACUCCCAAGAUUGCAGUUCUGAUUACUGCGGGCCGAUCAGAUGAUCCGAUUGACGGGCCAGUUAAGUCCGUGGCUGAUGGUGGGAUCUCUCUCUUUGCAAUCGGCAUGAGGGAUGCUGAUCCGGAGGAGCUGAGGAGAAUGGUGAGUGAGCCUUCUGAGGAACACCUGAUGCUCAGCCCAGACACUUCUCUUCUGGAGCACCUGCUGCCCAAACUCUCCCGCAGAGUGUGUUUCACCGCCUCCGAGCCUCCGCGGCCUGUUAAACACAGCCCACCGGUAGUGGAACGGGUGCAAGGCCCCAGGGACCUACAGGUCACUGAGCUGAGCUACAGCUCACUUCAGCUUUCCUGGACCCAGGCCACAGGAGACGUGACAGGCUACAGACUGCUCAUCGCCCCAAUGUCUCAGAAGAGCCAUCUGCUCCCAGCUCAGCACAGACAGGUUGAGUUGAAGGGGGAUGUGUGGCGCACCAAGGUAACAGGGUUGACCCCCAAAACCGAGUACUCCCUCACUGUUUAUGCCAUUUACCCCGGGCUCAUUGGGGAAUCUACCACUACUCUCACAGAGACCACUCCUGUGCCACCCGUAGCAAACUUCCGCGUGAUGGAAGAAGGCUUGUUCUCUCUGCGUCUUGGCUGGACUGCGUCGCCCGGCUACGUAGACGCCUACAAAAUCUACAUCCCAAGAUCCGACCGCCCGGGGCUCACCUAUGAGCAGGAGCUCCAGGGUGACACUUCCUCUCACGUGAUUGACAGCUUGCAGGAGGAUAAGACUUACACAGUCAGCAUCUACGCAGAGUACCCUGAGGGUCGCAGCGCACCUGUGUCUGUCACUGGCAGAACCUUGACGUCUGUGCCAGUCGAACAGCUGCUGGUGCAAAACGCCACUACGGACACGGUGCAGGCGCGCUGGCUCUCUGUGAGGGGAGCAUCAGGGUACAGACUCACCUGGGCGUCUGCAGAGGGCCACAUAGAAAGUGUGAACCUGGGAGAGAACUACAACUACUACAUGGUGCAGGGUCUUCAUCCCGGCGUGGAGUACACCAUCUCCAUCAACCCUGUCUUCCUUGAUACUGAAGGGCCUGUCAUCUCUGCCAAGGCCAAGACAUUGGACAGCAGUGCAGUGCAGACUCUGAGAGCCACUGCUCUGAGCACCAGCAAGGCCAUGGCUGUCUGGAACGCCGUUCCCGGAGCCACGGGAUACAGGCUGGCAUGGGGGCCCACACCCGAAUUUGUGGGGAGAGAUCGGCCCAGGCAGUUAGCUCUGAAUGACAGCACUACAGAGCAUGUCCUAAAGAACCUGGUCCAUGACACUGAGUAUGUCCUGUCUCUCUAUGUGCUUUUUGGACGUGUGGUAGGACCUGGGAUCACAGCCACUUUCAGGACCUCUCCUCUCGGCUAUGUGUCGAAUUUCAAGGUGACGUCCUACACCAGCUCCUCUAUCAGUGUGGCGUGGAAUGCCAUUGUAGGGGCUACAGAAUACAAACUGACUUGGAGCCAAAAUGGUGAAAGUCCAAAUAGCCAUUAUCUGGACCACAGCAUUUUGGAAUACUUCAUCACGCCCCUCCAGCCGAACACUUUGUACUCCAUCAGCAUCUAUGCGCUCUAUGGCAACACGGAGGGGCCAGAAAUCUCUCUCACGCAGCAGACAGCGUCCUUGACUGAUUCAGAGCGCAUUGAGCCCGUACGAGAUGUGAAAGUGACUGAUAUUGGGAUGAACUCCUUUCUCCUGACCUGGAAGAAAACACCAAAGGUUACUGGCUACAAGGUCACCUGGAGCCCUUUUAAUGGGGGACGAGAGAAGAGUGAGUUGCUUUCCUCGUUCGCUACGUCAUACACCAUUACCGGACUGCUAGCCAACACUGCCUACAAGAUCCAGGUGUCGUCUGUGAUGCAGGACCAGGAAAGGGGCUCCACCAUGCUAACAGCACGAACACUGGACCUGCCUAAAGUGAAUGGUUUCAGUGCUCUGAACACGACGGAUGACAGCACCGUGCUGAACUGGACCAGUGUGUCAGGAGCUUCGGGGUACCACCUCUCCUGGAGACGUAUCUCAGAACUUCACAGUACCAUUGAAAUACUGGGCUCUGGCUUCACCUCCUAUAAGAUAAAAAAUCUGCAGUAUGGGAGAACCUACAUCUUCACCAUCCAGCCCCUCUAUGGAGAGGUGGAGGGCCCUGUGACAACCUUCACCAAAAGGAUAUUGGGGGUUUCUCGACUCAUUCCUGUCCCGACCAUCACACCUGUCCCUGAUCCAGCGCAUGUCCUGACUGCAUCUCACAGAGACCUGAGUGUUCACUCUACAUUCAAAAACUCACUUACUACAGCCAAAAAAGAAACCAGCAAGCCCACCACCACCACCACUCAGAGACCCGCGACCAAGCCUGACGUCACUAAAACCGUACAGGCCAUGAGCACACUCAGCACGGCAGCUAAUGGCCAAACCACAUCCUCCACUGGAACCCCCCAACCCAGGCCAGUGUGUGGCAGGCUGAAAGCAGAUAUUGUGUUUCUGGUGGAUGAGUCCUGGAGCAUUGGCACAGACAACUUUGGGAAGCUGAAGGACUUCCUGUUUCGGAUUGUGACAUAUUUUCCACUGAUUGGACCGCAAGCCACACAGGUAGCUGUGGUGCACUAUAGUGAUCAGCCCAGAAUAGAAUUCAGCCUGAACACUCACAAGGACCGCGGCUCUGUGCUGAGAGCCCUAAGAGCGGUCCGCUAUGGAGGAGGAAACACCAAAACAGGUCGAGGGAUCAGCUACGUUCUGAGGGAGCUGUUUCAGGAAUCUCGGGGUAUGAGGCAGAAUGUUCCCCAUGUGUUGGUGCUGGUGACAGACGGAAGAGCCCAGGAUGAUGUGGAACCGCCCUCCAGGAUAGCACAUAUUCUGGGUGUCACUGUGUUGGUCAUUGGUGUUGCACAUGCUGACAUCGAAGAGCUGAAGAAAAUUGCCUCUCCCACAACGUACAAGAACAUCUUCUACGCUGCUGACUUUAGCGACUUACCCACCAUCGAGAGAGAGUUUAUCAACAGCAUCUGCAGUGAGGCAUUACUCUCUGAGUUCAACAAGCAGAAAGAGUCUGCCCAGCUGGACACACCCACAAGUGACCCGGAAGCUGUUUCCAAACCUGAGGGCCCCUGUCCAAUCCAGUGCAAAGGUCAAAAAGGUGAAAAGGGGGAUGGGUUCCAGCACGGUGGACUGCGCCCAAAGCUUGACUCUGCCCAUUACGACAUAUUUGCCAUAAAAAGCAAAGGCGAGAAAGGAGAAAGGGGUCUUCCCGGGAUAGAUGGCAUUCCAGGAUUACCAGGCCGGCCAGGUCGCACCGGCCCCCCUGGGUCUGCUGGAACAAGGGGCCCUCCUGGUGUUCCGGGGGAUAUGGGGUCUCCUGGCAUUCCUGGACAAAAAGGGCAGCGAGGGGAAAGAGGAGAGCCUGGAUAUGUAAUCGGAGGUAUGGAAGUGGCUCCAGGACGUAAAGGAGAACCAGGAUAUUCUGGUCCACAGGGGGUUCCAGGUGUACCAGGUGCGUCAGGGCCUCCCGGUCUUCCUGGCCAGCCUGGAUCAUCUGGCCUUCCAGGUGUUUCUGUGAAGGGUGAAAUUGGACAACCUGGUCCUAGAGGUCCACGUGGGAAACCAGGACCCAAGGGAGACAAAGGAGCAAACGGAACAAAUGGUCAGGCAGGCCUCCCAGGACCAAUAGGAGUGGACGGAAUCCCUGGACUUCCUGGUCAGAAAGGAGAAAAAGGAGAAGAGUGUGUGGGAAUUCCGGGUGUUCAAGGGCCACGUGGACCUCCUGGAGAUAAGGGAGAUGUAGGACCAGCAGGGCCUGUGGGUCCAAAGGGGGCGUACGGAGUCCAAGGAGCGGCAGGCACCAUCGGGCCCAGGGGAAAAAAAGGUUUGAAGGGAGAACACGGAGACAAGGGUGAUCGUGGGGAGGCGGGGUCUAUGGGACCUCAGGGACUGGCGGGCUUCCCAGGAGCUGCGGGGCCGAAGGGUGAGGAGGGACAGCGUGGAGCCCCAGGAGACCCUGCUAAAGGGAUACUUGGGCCCCCUGGGAAGAAAGGCACAAGGGGAGAUAUUGGAGCGGUUGGACCUCCUGGGUCUCAGGGAGUUAAAGGAGACCAGGGGGUUAAAGGUGAAAAGGGCAGCCCUGGCUUUGGCAUCCCCGGUCAGCCGGGCCCCAAGGGUGAGAGCGGUGAAAGGGGUAAUGUCGGAUUGUCAGGGAAACCGGGUUCUAAAGGCAGUGAUGGCUUUAAGGGAGAGAAAGGUGACACAGCUCUCACCGGCAACCCAGGAGUGCCAGGACUAAGAGGUAAAGAUGGUUUGCCAGGAUCAAAAGGAGAACCAGGAGCUAGGGGAGAACCAGGUUCUACAGGAGAUCCUGGGGAGAGAGGGAUCAGGGGCCCUCUUGGUCUCCCUGGACGACCAGGAGACCCUGGUGAGAAAGGAAACCCUGGUCAGACUGGGUUAUUGGGUUCUGAUGGACCAAAGGGAGAGAAAGGGGAACCUGGAAAACCUGGUGCACCUGAUCAUUCUCAGUUAUCCAUGACAGAAGACGGCGCCUUCAUCAGUGCCGUCAAGGGUGAGCCAGGGGAUCCUGGACCCCCAGGCCUUCCUGGAGAGGCAGGACUACCAGGACCACCGGGUGCACCAGGAAAACCGGGUCCUCCAGGGAUUUCCCUGAAAGGAGAUUCAGGUCGACUGGGAGUUGCUGGUAUGCCUGGCUUACCUGGUGCUCCUGGUAAACCUGGUGUGGAUGGAAAGCGUGGAAUAGCAGGAAAAGAAGGAGAGAGAGGACUCAAGGGUGAAGAUGGGAAAAAGGGUGAGAAAGGGGAACCUGGUGUUGAUGGUAAAGGAGCAAAAGGAGACAGAGGACCUCCAGGGUUGCCAGGUCCUCCAUUUGUACUCCAGGAGGGUGCUUCUACAGAUGAGAUAAGAAAAGUGUUUCCAGUACCAAUGGGUCCCCCCGGAGCAAUGGGUCCUCCUGGAAUGAAGGGAGAAAAAGGAGAUCGUGGCUUGAAAGGAGAAAAGGGGGAGGCGGGGCUACCAGGGAGAGCCAUUGAUAUUAAGGCCAUUGAUGAAUUAUUUGAAUCAUAUGGAAUUAAGCUAUCUCUGCUGAAGGCCUUGAUUGACAGGCUACUCCAGGAUGGUAUGGAGGAACUCCUGCAUGAAAUCACCACUAAAAAAAAAAUUAAAGGGCAGAAGAUAGCCCCCGGCUCCAAUGUCAUCUCCGAAUACACUAGUUCAGUGAAUGACAAACUCUCCAGUGAACCACAUAGCGAUGAACUCCUGAUCAAGGAUGAGGGUGAGCCAGAGGAGGACCAGUUGCUGGAACCAUAUCCAGAUCCAGUGAAUGAAACAGAAGCGGCUCCGGCCGUGCACAGACAGAGCGGUCUGGGCCCAGCAGAGACCAGAGCGAGAGUGCAGCAGGAGGGCAAAGCCAUGGUGGACAACUUCACAGAAUCACCAGACGUCACCAAAACUAACACCUCUUCAGAAGGGGUGCAGAGGACUGGUUCGUUAAAGGCAGAGGUAAGUAUGGAGGCACUUCUCCACAGUCAGGAGGACAUGGCGAAGAAAGCUGGAGAGAAGAAGCGAGGGAGAGAGAGAGGCAAGGGUAAAAGCAACAAAGGAUGGAAUAAAUGCCGCAAGAAGCGAGUGGAGGGUGAAACCUAUGAGGAAGAGGAGCUGAAGGAAGAGAUGUAUGAUGAUGAAGUGUAUGAAUAUGAGCCUGAACUGGUUACAGAGCUGACGGUUCUCCUCCCAGAUGAGGACAAGAACGAGAAAACAACAGAGAGCGCUACAUAUUCACAAAGCAAUGAGAGCUACACGACAAAGCACCUUCCCUUCUCUGCAGGAGUCACAGAGCAGUAUAGUCCAAUCACACCUUCCUCAAAUGUCAAAGGCAACCAAGCUGUGGACCAGGGGGUCAUGUCAAGUUCUGAUGCACUAGGAGCAAUGCCAAUAGUGAAGAGGAGCGCCCCCUGGCCCGAUUACAUGGCCUUUAUGCCUGGAACUCCUGGAGGACAAAACCGUCGCAUCCAAGGACAAAAGAGCCCAUCUGGUGCAAAAACAAAACUAAAUAAAAAGAAACAGGAAAACAAGGAUACUGACGCAGACCCCGAGAGACGCAGAGAGCGAGAGGGAGUGAGGGAGGAAGAGAGAGGGAUAGCGGAGCCAGAGACAGAUCUGGAGAACAGCCUUGAGAGCAAAGAAGAGCAGCAGAUCAAACGAGAGGGGGUGGAGACCGAGGCAGGGGGCGCGGCAGAAGGGGCCUGGGGGAUGGGGGCCGAGGCAGGGGAGCAGCGCGGCUCAGGCGAGCGGGACGAAGAGAGAGGCAGCGAGCACGAGGAGAACGAGUGGGACUUGCAGGAGGAGAGAGAGAGAGACAGGGUGGAGAUGGAGAGAGAGAGGAUGGAGCUGGAAGGAGAGAGGGAGGCAGUCACAGCAAGGGAGCGACAGGUGGAGACAGAGGCGGAGCCCGAGAGCGUAGAUGAAAGACAGAGGAUGCAGUGGGAGAUCAUGGAGAGACAGAGGGUAGGAGACGUAGACAGAGAGGAGGACUUCCUGAGACAUAUCUCUCGGUAUGAGAUUCUAAAGGGGCCUCCUGGUGAGAAUGGUAUACCGGGGCCGAAGGGGGAGAUUGGAGAGAAAGGUCAAAAGGGAGAACCUGGAAUUGGACAUCGUGGACCUGUUGGUCAGGCAGGCACACCUGGGCAAAAGGGUGAGCCUGGAGAACCAGGGCCCACUGGAGCACAAGGCAUUCAGGGUAUCCGUGGCAACCCUGGAAUCCCAGGAACACCAGGUCAAAGAGGUCAGUCAGGGGACCCUGGACAGCCAGGUAGAGAGGGCGACCGAGGAAGACGAGGGAAAAAUGGAUCACCUGGCUUUCCAGGUGCACCUGGACCUCCAGGAAAAGAGGGACCACCAGGUCUACCAGGAGCAAAAGGUGACAAGGGAGACAGUAUACCAGGAGAACCAGGAGACAGAGGUGUCGCCGGACUUCCAGGCCGCAGGGGAGCCAAGGGUACGGUGGGUGCCAGGGGGGUGCAAGGCCCCAUGGGUCUUAAAGGUCUCCCUGGUAUGAAAGGUGAAAAGGGUGAUAAAGGUCUAUCUGGCAACAAAGGAGAAAAAGGGAGUCCUCUGUCUGUGCCAGGGCCACGUGGGAUGAAAGGAUUAAAGGGAGACGCGGGCCUGCGAGGUCCUCCAGGGUUUGAUGGAGAUAAAGGAGAGAAGGGAGAGGAUGGUCCCCCAGGGCUGAAAGGUUUGAAAGGAGAGCCUGGAGCCAAAGGAAGUAUGGGGCUCUUUGGAGCACGAGGCCCUGUAGGACAAAAGGGAGACCCAGGAGAGCCAGGCACCGAUGGAGAUGUGGGCCGUGACGGAGAGGAUGGAUUGAACGGUGGCAAAGGUGACAGGGGAGAAACAGGCCUACGGGGUAAAGAGGGUGACCAGGGGGAUAAAGGAGAGCAUGGUUUACCGGGAGAUAAAGGCAUUAAAGGAGAAAAGGGCUUCCGAGGUUUACCUGGACGGAUAGGCAGCGUAGGACUAGAUGGGGAACGGGGCAGCAGUGGAGUACCUGGGACACCUGGUGCUUCAGGACUAAAUGGAGUCCCUGGACGUAAAGGAGAUAAAGGUGAUGGAGGUCUGAAUGGACUUGUUGGUGCACCAGGGCAAUGCGGCGAGAAGGGAGCUACUGGUUUUCCAGGUUUUCCAGGAUUUAAAGGUUCACCAGGCCCACCAGGGCCCAGUGGAGCUCCGGGUCGCCCCGGUCCUAUCGGCCCGAAAGGAGGAAUCGGACCAAAGGGAGAUACUGGCAGAAGAGGCCGAGCAAAGCCUUGCCAAAGAGGUCUCCCUGGAACUCCUGGACAAAGAGGCCUGGAUGGUCAGAUGGGAGGGGGCGGGAGGAAGGGAGACAAAGGUGAACCCGGACUUACGGUAGAGGAUGUUAAGGAUUUGGUGACCCAAGAAGUGGUUGAAAAGUGUGGGAAAGACAUCCUUCUUGUUGUGAACACCAACGAUCCGGAUGAAGGGAGCGUUCUGAAGGAGGAGAGAGGAACGGAUGAGUCUACCCCUCUUUUCAUUCAGAGCCUCACUGAAAAGACGGGUGCAGAGAUGGAGGAGAAAGCCACAGCUUCAGGUGCUGUUUUGCGGCCAGCGUUAGUGGACGGAAACACCACAAGUAAGCACUCUGAUGGUCGGCUCAGUAGUUCUCAUUUUUUAGCUGUUUUCAGCCUACACAGUCAGCUCUGGAAGGGGCAGAUGACGCUGGCUCUUCAUAGCCACAGGUUAUUAACGUACCAAACACAACCGUGUGUGCAAGCAGGAGUCGACGUGGAGAGAGUGCAGGGGCCGAGACAUGCCAGGAGAGCUCUCGGAAUGACCUCAGGCUCUGCAGCUGAGGUGUGCCACGAGCCGAUGUCUGAGGGCCACUGUUCUGAGUACACACUGCUCUGGUACUUCCACCUGAGCUCCAGAGAGUGCCGGCCUUUCGUCUACAGCGGCUGCGGGGGGAACAGAAAUCGCUUCCAGACGAAACACGACUGCCAGACAUACUGCAUCCUAUCAGGUCAGAGAGGUGCCGGAUCUUGAUGGCAGAGCAUGGAAGACACUUCUGACACUUCUGUUUCUAGAGAUUAGUAUUGUUUCUGUACAUUAUAAUGAUCUUAUUAGUCACAUUUUGUCUGCGUGUACACUUGCAGUUUUACUAUUUGCUGUAUAUGCUGCUAGCAUUUCUUAGCCUUUUGGAAUUGUGUUGAGUGUAAUUAAUUUCUUCUCAUCAUACAUCUGCAGUAUGUUUCAAUAUUUGCAUAUCUGAGAGUUACAUAUUGUUGCACUAAUUAAAUUACUGCAUACAUAUACACAAGUACACAAAGUACACAAAAAUCUCUAUGUUUAAUGCACCAUUUUAACAGUAGUCUAACUACAUGGAUUCACUGAUAAAAUUACAUGGUCACUAUGGGCCACACUUUAGUGUAGUGGUUACGCUUACCUUGUACAUUAUCACUGUAUAUCCUAUGGUUACUAUUUUGCACUAAUGGUGAAUUUUAUUUUGUUAUAUUUAACUUUGGAAUGAUUUUUAUUUGCAAGGUAUUAAAACAGCAAAACAAAAGUG
This is a messenger RNA of Electrophorus electricus (electric eel), 9528 nucleotides long. The record is from RefSeq and is a predicted model, not a curated record. NCBI's taxonomy places the organism in Eukaryota, Metazoa, Chordata, Actinopteri, Gymnotiformes, Gymnotidae.